CCCUCUCUCCUGCAUGCAGCCUUUCUAUCUGGAAGCCCAAGGAGGACUCUGAUCACUGCAGCUCCAUCCUUUCCAAACAGCUGGGACUCUCCGGUGGCCUUUGCUGGUGGCUACUGGCUUCAGUAGAUCUCAGGCAGAGGGGAAAAAAAAGGGUCGAGAUCGAGGCAGAUCCGAGCUCGCCAAUGCUUCGCGGCUGGAGUCGGUGCGCGCCUUGCAACUGUGGAGUGCUGCUAGCAAGACUUCUUUAAUGGGACCCCUGGUGUCCUUGGCUCCCGGGCGCGAUCUCCCCAGCAGACUCAGCGCUGCGGCCAUCAUGCCACAAUGGUUAUAAUUUGGAUCUUCUUCUUCCUGAGUUUGUUGCAGGAGUCUUGGUCCCCAGGGCUGGCGGCGGAGGUGCCCGAGGCACUUUCUUGUGCCAAAGGCCAGACGUGCGACCCAAGGCUGCGCAGAGAUGCUGGGGGCCGCGGCGGGGUCUAUGAGCAUCUCGGGGGAGCUCCCAGGCGCCGCAAGCUCUACUGUGCCACCAAGUACCACCUCCAGAUCCACGCCAGCGGGAAAAUCAACGGCACCCUGGAGAAGAACAGCGUCUUCAGUAUUCUAGAGAUAACUGCAGUUGAUGUUGGAAUUGUUGCCAUCAAAGGUUUAUUUUCCAGCAGAUACCUGGCAAUGAACAAAAGAGGCAGACUUUAUGCUUCAGAAACUUACAAUGCAGAGUGUGAGUUUGUGGAAAGGAUCCAUGAAUUGGGCUAUAACACUUAUGCAUCUCGCCUAUACCGGACUGCGCCCAGUGGAGCCAACAACAAACGCAAAGCCAGUGCUGAAAGGCUUUGGUAUGUCUCUAUCAAUGGGAAAGGACGACCCAGACGGGGCUUUAAAACCCGUAGGACACAGAAAUCCUCUCUCUUUCUGCCCAGGGUAUUGGAUAACAAAGACCAUGAAAUGGUUCGACUAUUCCAUACAAAUGUUAAAUACAGAGAGAGUCUACUUAAACCUCCAAAUAAGAACCAGAGAAGACGGAGAGGGCACUAGUGGACUCUUCAGGAAGGUUAAGAUGGGCCUGAAAGCAAGGGAAAGUGUUCAAAUUGCUACUAAAAAACUAACAGCUGUGAUUGUAUGACAGAGAUAAACAUGGACGUUUUUGAUACGCUGUGUAUGUAAUUUGAGGUCACAUCAAAUCUAUCUACUUUUAGCUAUUUUAGAAUUGUUACCUGUGGUAAAAUGUGACAUAAACUGAGGCACAUUGAAGUGUAAAUUAGUUUGAUGUAAUGAUUUUACCAAUGGCUUUUAGCAUUUUUCUUCUUAAUUUUAAUUUGUUGUUUGUUUAACUUACUUUAGAGUAUUCCCCAAUGAACCUUUCUUCCCCAGUGUAAUAUGAAUAUUAUACACCUAUCACCUGAGAGAAAGCAUAGCACUUUCAUAAUACUUUCUUUGGUUUCCCAGUAGAGGACUACAUUGAAGUUAUAAUAGACACAGAAACCUCAAAACUGGUUUAAUUUGUAACUUACUUGUAUUUAUUUUUACCUAGAUUUUUUUUAUGAAUGUUCAGUAUCUGUUAUAUUACCUUCUCUGGCAUUAAAUUAACCUGAAAUUGUAAAUUUACUUUACAUUUAAACAUUUCAAAAGAACUGCACAUUAUUAGGAUAUUUUAGAAUUUGUUCAAUUAAAAUGUAUCUUAUCUUAUUUGCUAAUGGAUUUCUACAAAUCUUGGUAAAUCAGAUGAAGUGUAAUUAAUAUAAAUUUUGGAAGAACUUAUAAACUAGUUUUUAAACACUGAGUCUUAUUCCAGGAUACGUUCAGAAUGACAUUUAAGAUGGGAGUCUUCAUUUCCAUUAGAAAUUUUUGUUAAAUGGGAGUGGUAACUCAGUGUCUGUUCCUGUUAUCUUUAUGUCUCUGAAAUUCCCACUGAAGUCAACCGGAGUUGUGACAUAGGAACAUUAGCUGUCAGACUGGAAACUUUGAUCUUAUAUUUUCUGUAUAAAAUCUUAGUCAUGGGAGUAAAUAUGUUUCAACCAUUUAAAGAAAAAAAGUUUGACUAUGCAAAAAUAUAGCAGUUAACUGAUUUUUAGAUUAUUACUACUAUUAUUACAUUAAUCUCAUAUUAAAAGCUUGUAUUUGGAAGAGACGGUCCCAAACUGUAAAACACAAUUUGGAUCUCAAUUAAUGAUCUUGGAUUUUUGUGCAAACAGUUAAUGAAAGCCAGUCAGCUGUAAUAUUUUGAUCUGAAUCCAAAAGUGAACUUUUGCAAAAUUUUAGAAUAUUAUUUUCAGCUUAUUUGUUAGAAAAUUUCCACUUAGUAUUCAGGAAACAUCAUCUUAUUGAAAAAGCAAUAUUUGGAUUUAUGUAUGUCAGCUACAAGUGUGAACAAUAACAUUAUUAUCAUGUUGUGAUGACAUAGGAUUUGAGGUGUUUGUUGCCUCAGAGAAUCAGGCCCAAAUACAGCCCUGCUGAGUAAAAGAGAGACUGCAGUGAAUUUAGUAUUCAGUGUGUACUUAACAAAUAACUUAACAAUCUGUUAAAUAAACAUCCAUUACUUAGAAAAAAUAAAUAAAUGCUAAUUCAGUUCCAAAUCAAACUGGUAUAAAGCAUGCAGGACUUCCUGUGUUCUAUCCAUUUCACAAUGGAUUUAAAGCCUAAAUGUGCAAAACUGCUAUCAUAAUCAGUGGUAGAUUUUCAUAAGGAAGAGAAAAAGAAUUUAGCUUAUUAAAUGAGCCCAAAAUAUUGCUCUGUCCUCUAUACAUACCUAGCAAUGUGGACUCAUAGUAGCACUUUUGCACCAAAAGUCGUUUUGACCUAACAUUUUUCCCAUUAUUUCCUCAUUUGUUCUCCUAAUCCUCAGAUCUUAUUGGUGACAGAAGAAAAAACUGUAUGUUGAAUGGUUAGUUAAUCGAGCAUUCUCUAUUUUCCAGCAUAUAUUAAAAACACAUUACAAUGA
Molecule: messenger RNA, 2932 nt
Organism: Alligator mississippiensis (American alligator)
Lineage: Eukaryota; Metazoa; Chordata; Crocodylia; Alligatoridae
Gene: FGF3
Product: fibroblast growth factor 3
Exons: 3
Coding region: 322-1029 (235 amino acids)
Biological process (GO): fibroblast growth factor receptor signaling pathway; positive regulation of cell population proliferation; cell differentiation
Cellular component (GO): cytoplasm
Molecular function (GO): growth factor activity; fibroblast growth factor receptor binding
Source: RefSeq, a predicted model, not a curated record